AAUGUUUCUAGAUCAUCUACAAAGUCACAGGAGAGGACAGUUAUGAUUGAGAAAGUCCGAGAAGCUCCAUUGAGAUCGGUAGUCUCAGGGAAUGUGAAGAGUCAUGACUCGAGCGCGGAGAAGGUUUGGUUGGAGAGUGGGGAUAAGACAGUUGGGAGACAACCAACAAAACAGGAGAUGAUCAAAUUGAGAGAGGCGGAAAAGAGACAAAGAGUACAGGCUGCAAAGGCUAGACGGAGGAGUCAAUGAAGGGCCAUGAUCUUAUAUGCAUAUGAGGGGUCUCUGCUCAGCAUCAUUCUAAGAAG
Molecule: messenger RNA, 305 nt
Organism: Tremella mesenterica DSM 1558
Lineage: Eukaryota; Fungi; Basidiomycota; Tremellomycetes; Tremellales; Tremellaceae
Exons: 1
Coding region: 43-249 (68 amino acids)
Source: RefSeq, a predicted model, not a curated record